Tuber melanosporum (Perigord truffle) is the source of this 1451-nucleotide messenger RNA. RefSeq lists its product as uncharacterized. Gene Ontology annotation, biological process: endoplasmic reticulum to Golgi vesicle-mediated transport. NCBI's taxonomy places the organism in Eukaryota, Fungi, Ascomycota, Pezizomycetes, Pezizales, Tuberaceae. The record is from RefSeq and is a predicted model, not a curated record. The transcript is spliced from 3 exons. Gene Ontology annotation, cellular component: endoplasmic reticulum membrane; endoplasmic reticulum-Golgi intermediate compartment; Golgi membrane. Bases 106 to 1143 code for a protein of 345 amino acids.
AUCACCAGCACCAUUCAGGCGGGCCUUUGUUCCCGUCUCUCCUUGUCACAAAUAUCACCUUUUCUUCCUGAGAACACCAAGCAUUGAUACCACACCGGUACCAAGAUGCAGCACUCAAUCUACCCAGCAAAGACUCCUCCGCUCCACCAUCCAGUCCCCCAAAAGCCCGUGACGGUUCCGGUCAUGCACUCACCACCGCCGCCGCCCUCGUCCUCGAACUCUUACUACUCAUCCCCCUAUGACGCUUCUACGAGCUACUCCAACGGCGCAAACCUCCACCCAAACUCCGCAGCAUACCCAUCAUGGGGCGGCGGUGGCGGUUCUGGCGGCUUCCUAGCUGACCCAACAGCGCAGAUGGGCCUGUCAGUCGCGAAGGCCGCAAUGUCAGGCGGAACGGACUAUGCCGAGAAAAACAUCAACCGCUACCUAUCCGCCCUGCGGCCGUACUUCGCUGUAACGAAUACCUACGUUUUACAGAAGCUGCGGUUGUUGCUGUUCCCGUACCGGCAUACUCCGUGGUUCCGCGUCUCGUCCACCCGGUCGUCCACCACUCCCGGUGGCCCACUGGAGUACUACUACCUGCCCCCGCGCGAGGACCUCAAUUCUCCGGAUCUAUACAUCCCCGUCAUGUCAAUUGUCACAUAUAUCCUCCUGAACUCCUUUAUCUCGGGGAUUUCGGGGAAUUUUCACCCCAAGCAACUCGCCCAGACGGCUUCUACCAGCUUUGUCAUCAUGGUGUUUGAGAUUGCGAUCAUGAAGCUGGGGGUCUACUUACUGAGCAUUAGUAAUGGGAAUGGAGAAGGUCAGCUGCUGGAUUUGUUGGGGUACUCGGGGUACAAAUUCUUUGGCGCUAUCAUGACGAUCCUGAUCGGAGAGGUGCUAGGGCAGAACGGAUUUCUUGGCUGGUCUGUGUUUUUGUACUUUUUCGCGGGGAAUGCUUUCUUUUUGCUCCGAAGCUUGAAGUACGUCCUCCUCCCAUCAGAAAACAACCCACAGGAAGGCAGGGGAGUGUACACCUCCUCCUCCACCGUCCCCAGAAUCCAAAGGAAAAAGAGGAGAACGUGGUUCUUAUUCUUCUACAGCUAUGUCGUGCAAUUUCUCUCUGCACUCAUCUUAACCUCAGGCGUUGGGAAGGGGGCAUGAAAUAAACCCAAACAGAGUUUUUUCCGCUCUUUACAUAACGAUUUCACGAAAUUGGAGGCGGGCGACCGUGUGUGUAGGUGGAUGGGCAUGCGGGGGAGUAAUACACUGCAUUGCGUUUUUGGUGUUACUUGUUCGGUUCGAUUCGGUCUUGCUAUCACCAAAGAAUAGUUAUCGUUUUUGUCUUGUCUGUCUUGCCUUUUUAUCCUGUCACUGUAGUUCAUCAUCCCUUCUCUUCACUCUGUACAUCGCAUAAAGACCCUCGAUCAUUAUCUCCCGAAAUUAAGCUAAGCUUUGGGCCAGUCACCCCU